This is a messenger RNA of Zychaea mexicana, 429 nucleotides long. RefSeq lists its product as uncharacterized. The coding region runs from base 92 to 367 and encodes 91 amino acids. The record is from RefSeq and is a predicted model, not a curated record. NCBI's taxonomy places the organism in Eukaryota, Fungi, Mucoromycota, Mucoromycetes, Mucorales, Lichtheimiaceae. The transcript has 2 exons.
CCUGCCCCUCACCAUCACGAAAAAGGGGAUGGAUGGGUUGAUGUGUUAAUCGUACUACUGUACUCUACGUGAGUUUGUGUGUCGUUCUUUCAUGCUCGCCUUCUUCUUGUCGUCGUCGUUUCACCUAUGCCACUCUUUUCUGCACCCACCCCGUCUGUCAUUCUUCCCCAUACGCGUAUGUACUCGUACACAGUGCGUACCAUUGUCACACAACAGUGUUUAUCCGGUACACGCGCAACAAGACACGUGGAUCGAGCUGUCUGUCUGUCUGUGUGGGUGGGGAGGUGCACCGACAAAUUGUGCGUCUUUGCUUUGGUGGCCGUGUAAUAUACCUAAGGAUGUGGCUGAGGUGGUGGUCAAACAAUGAAGAGCAUUUGACAUAGUGCACCAUCUCCACUGGAUGAGAGUGGUGUAUAUAGCACUAUUUAG